Messenger RNA from Gigantopelta aegis, 13297 nucleotides. RefSeq names its product myosin-2 heavy chain-like. Lineage: Eukaryota; Metazoa; Mollusca; Gastropoda; Neomphalida; Peltospiridae. Gene Ontology annotation, molecular function: protease binding; death domain binding. The record is from RefSeq and is a predicted model, not a curated record. Bases 228 to 2837 code for a protein of 869 amino acids. The transcript is spliced from 23 exons. Gene Ontology annotation, biological process: regulation of apoptotic process.
UUUUCUACUUGUUUUUUUAUGACAUGCGCAAAAAAGCAGUGUGCGAACGUGCGAAUCAUCGAAUGCAGUUUAAAACUAGUUUCAAUGUCAACUUAAAUUGAAACAGCGAUUUGCCGUGUCACGCGUGUGGAGCCAGUGACAAAAUGUGCGAGUUACGGUAAAAAAUUGUCAUCACCGUUGGAACCUGCUACGAAGUAUCAUAUAUUUCAUUCUAUAUACAACUAGCCAUGGAUGAAGAGAAGUAUGCAGACAUCUUGGAGGAGCAUAGGUUCACACUGGUCAGCAAGAUUAAGUCUGAGGUUUUCCUCGAUUACAUGAGGUGUCACCAGUUUCUCGACCAAGAAGACUGCGAAACAAUUCGCAAUAAUUACAUCUACCAAACAAGACGACAAAAAGCAGGGGCUUUUAUUGACAUCCUGCUGACAAAAGGACCAGAUGCAUUCAAGGUGUUUGUGGACCUGCUUCAGUGGGAGUAUCCACAUGUCUAUCAGAAAAUCUUCAACGUUCGAGCAAAAGCACCACCUCCAGGCUACAAUCGACACAGUGAUGGGCGACUUUCCCAGGCACUGCACGACUUUGUGAACAUGGGAUUCCGAGAGCGAGAUCUCAUGGAACAAAACGACAGACUUCAGAAUGUGCUCGAGUAUGCACAAAAAGAACUGAGGGACCUUGAGAGGGAAAAUUUAGUACUUCGAGAGAAGGAAAUGGUGGUGCGACAACUUGAGGAAAAGCUGGAUGAUUCUCAAACUCAAGUUCGAAAUCUCAAGGAGGAAAACAGAGGUUUCAUGAAAAAGAAUAUCCAGCUACUUGAGGAGAUUGACGGUCUGAACAAGAAGAUGCAGGCGAUCGACAAGGAACACGAAUCUCUGCUCAAGACAGUUGGAGUGAAAGAUGUCGAGAUACAGAGAAUGAAGGAAUCAAAGGAUCAGCUUAAAGAGAGUGUUGAACAGGCGCGAAGAGAAUCUCAGAGAAUCGUUCGACUUGCAACAUUGAAAGAUCGCAGCACACGGAAAGUAGAAACAUCUUCUUCUGAUAAAAAUCGGCACGUGGUCGCCCAGCUGGAGAUACUGCGGUGUGACCUGGAGGCGGAGAGAACGAAGAAUGAGGAACUCUGUCAGGAGCUCAGCUGUGUCCAGAAUGACCUUUUCACAGAGAGGCGCAAAAUAGAAACUCUGAACAAUGAGAUGCUGAAAGUGCAGAGAGACCGAGACCAGCAUCAGCUUUGGCUGAUACACGCCGAGCGCAAGAUAGCCCAGUACUUCAACAACAUCCAAGAACUGGAGAGGGAGAAGAAGAAGUCUGAGGAGGAGAAGAUCGUGCUGCAGACCAAGUCCUGGGACGUUCUCGAGCAGAAGCAGCGACUGUUUGCCCAGAAACACGAGAUGGAGAGACGCUUCGACAAACUGCAGCAGAACUAUGAGAAACUCAAACUCAAAUUCGACUUCAACCAAAUGCAGACGAUUGUAUACCCAGUUGAACAGAAAAGGUUUGCUCAGUACUCCCCAGACACCAGUCUGGCUGACCCAUUCCUAGACAAGGAAUUUCCAGCAGAUGGAAUAUCUAUGCCACCAAAUUGGCAAACAAAAAAUCUGCCUAAUAAUACGCGACAGAACACAACAUCCACGAUAAGAAAAGAAAAAUUACCACGAUCCCCGAUACCCACAUAUCUCAAGCCUCCUUUCAAAAGUAUACGUGAAUCACAUGACAAGUGUCAUCAAAUGGAAAAUCCGGCAUCUGAACAGGAUGAUUCAUGGAUGAUUGUUGACAGAGAGGACACCAAGGAUGAAACUCAUCCCAAUCAAAGUCUGAAGCAAAAAUUUGGUACUGCUGAAGAAGGAAAGAGCAGUAUCAAGUCGACGUCAUCGUGUGAAUCCCUUGACAUAAACCCAGACUUUGAGGUCUUUACCCUGUGUUUAGAAGUCCUAGAAAAGGACUCACCUAUUCAACAGUGGAUCAGCUCUAUACGUUUAGAUAACACAACGUCAGAAAACGCAGAGCCUAAAAGUGACGUCCAGGUGUUUGGGGACGCAGUCACUUCGCUUCAAUCCAUGUUUAUCAGGUCUAAGAUAUCAUGGGAGAACCGGAAGCUGGAGUGCUCAAUCCCUGUGAAGGAAGGCGACAUCUUGUUUGUGAACGAGGAGAUUGAUGAACAGAUGCUGCGGGUAACCAGGGUGGAACCGUUAAGCGGCCAUCGCAUGAAAGCUGUGGGAGCAAUUCCAAACUACAAAGAAGCCCGGAAGUUCUUCCACACGCCAUGCUACUCGGAGGAGAGGGUCCAGUGUGGAUUGUCCAGGAGAGCAGCGAUCAGGAGGAAUGAAGGUAUUCCAUAUGAAAUUGUGCUUCCAUUGAAAGCGACGUCCUGCCUGCCUGUGUUACUAUGUGGGAAUGAAGCAAUCCUUCUUCCUCUUCUCGAUCUACUAGAGACCAGGUGUCAGGACUGGGCCAGAGUUUGUACAGAACCAGAAGCUCCAGAAUGGAAAGACAUGGUGGAUGAUAAAAACCACAGCAUUGUGUCACGGUGUUGCACUCAUUCCAAGGACAGAGACCUUUACAAGUUCAUCAUCAUCGGAGUGAAGCCGCUGGUCUCGGAAAACUACGAAGAAUCCAUUGAAAAAAUCUUUGGUAAAGAGCUGGUAGAUAAAUACGAUUUGUCUCAGAAGAAAAAGGAUUGUGUUCAGGAAAAAGAAACAUUCUAUCAUAAACAUGGAUUUCACUUUGACACUCUGGCUCUAAAUGACCCCAACAUAUCGGACACUUCUUCCAUGCUGGCAAUCUUCAAACAGAAAGUGGACAAGGUGCAAGACAGUAUAUUCUGGCUGAAUGUUCAUUUUAAAUAAAACCACCAGGUCUGUACCUGGUUAUAGCUGUAAACAUUAUAAUAUAACUGUCUCAAAGUUCAAGACAGUAUAUUCUGGCUGAAUGUUCAUUUUAAAUAAAACCACUUGGCACGUAUCCUGGGUAUAGCUGUCAACAAUAGUUAUUAUAUAAUUGUCUCUUAAGUGUAAGACAGUAUAUUCUGGCUGAAUGUUCAUUUUAAAUAAAACCACUUGUCACGUAUCCUGGGUAUAGCUGUCAACAAUAGUUAUUAUAUAACUGUCUCUAAGUGUAAGACAGUAUAUUCUGGCUGAAUGUUCAUUUUAAAUAAAACCACCAGGGGCCUAAUUCACAAAGGUCUUUUAGGCUCUGUUAGAUAACAAAGCAUUCUCUUUGUAAGUCUUUUAGCAUUGCACUGCGAGAUCGCAAAGUUGCGAGAGUUUAGUGAAUUAGGCCUCUGGUCUGUACCUGGGUAUAGCUGUAAACAUUAUAAUAUAACCGUCUCAAAGUUCAAGACAGUAUAUUCUGGCUGAAUGUUCAUUUUAAAUAAAACCACUAGCCAUGUAUCCUGGGUAUAGCUGUAAACAAUGAUUAUUAUAUAACUGUCUCAAAGAUUAUUUUAAAUCAUUUAAAAUAAAAUCCAUACUUAGGACUAUUGACAUUUGCUAUAUAUACAUGAAUUUUUUAUUUUUUUUUGCAGAAGGUGUAUUUUAAAUAAAAGCCAUAUUUGAGAAUACUGAUAUAUGCUAUACAAUGAAACUCCUCAAGACCGGACCCUCUCUAAACCGGAAUUCUCUCAAAACUGGACAUUUUCCAUGGUCCCAUGAUUUAUGCAUCUUUUAACACUAAAGUUUACCUCUCUUAACUUCUCUUAAACUGAACACCGGAUGAAUAAUUCAGUCCCAAAACCCUUAUUUAGUGCAAAUUGCACCUCGGAAAACUGGAAGAUCAGACUGUUAUCAAUCAAUAUGGUGCCACUAAUUGUGGUGUUUAUUGUCACUUCACCAUGUCUGGCCAGAUUAUCUAACCGCAAACAUAGCUAGUGCAAUAUGCACACGCUCAGGAUGAUCAUUAGGUGUGUAAUCACCGCUACAUAUGACUGGGUACGGUUGGCAAAUAACAAUUAAUCAAUGAAAGAUCAAGUGGCAGCUUAUGUAUUCUUCACAAACAUGUUUAAAGUUUGUUUUGAGGAUUAACAAAAUAACAAUGCAUUUAAUCCACUGUCCUUUGAUUUUGUUUUUAAAAAACCUAUUUAGUAAAAUAAAGAGUAGGCAAAAGUAAUGUUGGUUUUGCGGUGUCAAAAAAAUGUCAGUAACAUUUCAUUACCCUCUCAAUUUUCAACAUGGAACGUCCAGCUAAAUGUCACAGUAGGCUACUGAACUAUCACUCAAUAAUAAACUUAGUCAUUAAAAGUAUAUAGGCAAAUGUUAAAAUAUCUUAAGUUUAAGUUUCUUCAUUGCAACAUUAUUUGUUUCAUCUUCAUUACAUAUAUAAGGCCGAAUAUGAAUAGGACACCUGUGGAAACAUACAACAAAGUACAACAAAAGCUUUUGUAUCAAUACAAACCCCUGAAAACAGGACACCUCUGAACACCGGAUAAAAAACUUGGUCCAGAGGAUGUCCGGUUUAGUAAAGGGGUUUCACUGUGUAUUCAAAUAUGUGCUAAUGUAUUCAGUAUUAUAUUGCAACUGAUAUUUCAUUUUAAUUAAAACCCAUGACAUUUGAGAAUGCUAACAUAUGCUGUUUUUACUAUUACAAUGUUUUUCUAAUAAUAGAGCAAUUCAUGACAUUUACUGGCAGAUUAACAUAGCCAAUUUAAUGACCAUUUAUCCUAAUCUUAUAGAAACACACAUUUACGUAGCUACCUCAAUGCUAUUUAAUAUAUAUACAAGGCAAAUAGAACUAUUUUACACUAAACUAUAUUUUUAGCUCAUACGUAAAUUUUUCAUUGUGAAAAAACCUUUUGUACACUUGUGCUACGUUUGGGCCAUGCAUGUCUCUGACUGAAUUUACAAAAGUGUUUUUCUACAUAAUGACCACAUUAAUGUUAAAACCUCUCAGAGUAUAUGGAAGCACAGAUAUUAAUAAAUAUUUGUUUAACAACAACAAAGAAGCAAUAGCUAUCAUGUGUUUUCUAGAAUACUAUACUACAAAUUGAAUAAGACUUUCAUAAAAAUUGAAGAUUUUGCUGUUCUCUAUCUAAAAGUUGGAGGAUUUUAGAAAUAAUGUGCAAGCCUUUUUUCGUGCCCCUGGCUAUCCAGGGACAAGACACGGGAGAGAGUCUUGAGAGACAUGCCUGAAACCUUAGUGGUAUAUGGGCAUGUUAAAAUAAUUCAAAGUCUAAAGGCAAGCAUUUUUAAGAUGUUCUGUACUUGGUACUUGGCUGGAGUAAUUUUCAGUUUCUGCAGAAGGAAUUGUGUGACCUGUAGAUUAUUACAUGAGUGUCAAAAAAAACAUUUAAGGGAGUAAGUUUGGCAAUCAGGGGAACGAAAAUUCAGGGGCGGAUUAUGCUUUAGGUAAGUGGUGGGGGGGGGGGGGGGGGGGGGGGUUCCGAAACAAUAUGUAAAUGUUUAUAAUUUAAAAUGAUAAAUUUUACAUGUUCAUCAAUUUAGAUCUACAAGGUGGGGUUGGUAUUUUUAGGCGAGGGGGGAGUUUCUGUGCAACUGGGAACCCCCCCCCCCCCCCCCCCCCCCCCCCAUAAUCCACCCCUGAAAUUCUCAAAUGAGUUUUACAAAUGUUGUAUGAAACUUGGCCUUCUCCAGGAAAGGUGAGUGAUCACUCCCAACCCCGUCCACACUCGCCUGGAAUGUUUUAGGAGAAUGGCAAAUAAAAAAUUUAAUAAAUUUUAUUUGAAACUUCUUGCGAUUGUGCUUCUAAUGAGAAAAAGUAGACUGCUGCAUGGUGGCAGUGGGUUUCCUCUAUCAUCAUCAGUGUGGUCCUUAACCUUACGUCCGACACCAUAUAACCAUAAUUAAAGUGUGUUGAGGGCGUCGUUAAAUAAUACUUUCGUUCGUUCCUUUUUAUGACUGCUCAUCUAAGCAUCAUUUCAUGAGUGAUCUGCAGUUCGUCUUGGCUAAGACCGAAACUAGCAAGAAUGUGUUUGUUGAUUACAUAUGAAUUUUUUUCUUACAAAUAAAGUAUAGUAUUUUCUUUCUUGUAUUGAAUUUGCCAUCAGAAAUACAUUGAUAACGUUAUGUUCACAAAACCAUAAGCUUACGAUUCUGAUAUACUAGUGACAUCACAAGUAUGCCAUAACAAUAUUGCCAUACCAUGUGUCAUAAAUAUAGUACAGUGGAACCUCGUUAGUCCGGACAGUAUGGUUAUUUAAAAAAAUGUCCGGAUUAGCGAAUUUCCGGAUUACUGAAAUGUACGUGAUGAGUAACCUCCCUUGAUUCACAAACAAAAUGAAAAUGAAAAACCUUUAUUUUUUGUCAGAACUAUAUACAUGUGCCGAACGGCAAACGUUUACAUCAAUGGUUCACAAAGUACUUCGUAAUAGCUUGUUGUCUGAUUGAACAGUUUGGUGCAAACGAGUUUUGCAUUCUGAGAACUAUAGUAGUAACAUAAUAGUAUUUUGUAUGUAACUAUUUACUGGUGUUAUUAACCCUGUGGUUAAUAAAUAUUGUUAUAACAUAGUGUCGAUAAAGACUACAUCAAACUCUCAAUAUCGGGUUUAAACCUCGUCAGCACGGGCAACUACUGGGCACCUUUUUUAGCUGCAAUUCAAUUCAGGUGGUGUUUAAUUUCCAGGUGUAUUUAAUGGACCACUAAUGUUAAGAAUUUGUGAACAAUAACACAUCUGGUUUUUUUUUUUUUUUUACUACUGUUUAAUUUUUAGAGUAUAUGGUUGUUUCAAGUCGUUAAAGAUGGUUUUCAGAUUAGUGUCCAAUGUAUACUAUAGUUUGCAAACAAUAUAAAAAAUUUCAUGUUUUGAUGUUAAAACUAUUUGUUUUUUUAAAAGGACUGUCCAAAGUGCUUUCCAGAUGAUUCAUCCUCUGGACGUUUCGUCCAUUUCAUCCACAGACAAUUCGUCCACCCACCUCGGACAAUUUGUCCAUUCAAUUACAACAUUUAGACCAAUAAAUCUAAAAUGUUAUUUCUUAGCCACUGAAAUGGUUAAUUAUUUUCGUUUUGUGGUAAACUUACUAGUAUAUGAAACAAACUAAAUUUUAGUGGCACUAUCAACUUAUUGUCUGUCUGUGUCCAUUAAUGUACUUUAUUGAUAUGCUGUCAUUCAAAUUGCUCCCGUCAAUUAGACCUAUAAUUGUGACAUACUAUUUAGAAAACAAAACUAGUAACUAAACUCUUGCUAAAUUACCAGUUCUACAUUGCGAUUGCUGUAUUACCGUACACAUUUCACCCAUAGGCGCGUAUUUGUCCACACGCUCGUACAUAAUUUUUGUUGUUUCUACUAGGAAGUUUGCAUCGGAAGAUAAUAGUCAAUGCGCACCGGAUGAAAAUUUUGUCAUUUAUGUCAAAAAUAUCAUAACGUGACGUCGUUCGAAGUAACCAACCAAUAAACAAUGAUAUUAUCUCCAUUUUGCUGCUGGGUUCCAGCCAAGUUCUAUCAUCUGUUACAUCCAUAAAAUCACAAGACAUCCUUAAGGGGUGCGUAUUGCCCCGCCCUCCCCUACAUGUAUGCAUGUGCCUUGUGGCCAAAAAUAAACAAAUAAAAAAUAAAAUAAAAUAAAUUUGUUGUCUUCUAUUUCAUUUUAUUAAGCAUCAACAUCAAAUGUGCAUUCAGCUGUAAAUGUCAUUUAUUCCGAUUUCAUUCCAAUCUUGAAAUGGCUGGAAUCAGCUGCUUUGCGGAGAUAUCACCCUGGUGGUAUUGUUCCCAGAUCUGAAACACUUCGCCUUGCCCUGCCUAGUCCUCUGCUUUGCCCUUUGCAUCCGACCCAGUCUUCCGUCGCUCACCCUCUCCAUGGUUAUUUCAACCAACUUGGCUUCCCGCAGAAGCAGAGGUACCAGCAGGUAAAAAUGGAUACCUUCCCUUGUAGCUCUGGCAUUGAUGCUUCUGUUACAACCUUCAGUGUUGUUGUUGGUCCGGAUCUGAAAAGUGCAAGAAAUAAAUUUAAAAACACUACCGGGUAUGUGGACAAUCAUAUUAUAAGCAAGAAACAAGUAAAUAAUAAUUUUAGUAAUUAUAAAUUAUGACAAUAACUAAUUCAUAAUAGAAACAAGACAGUUAUGACACCAUGUCCCGAUCACCUACGGUUGACAAACAAUUGCGGAUUUGUUUUUAUGAACUUGGUCACACUGUAACUUUAAUUCAGCACCCAAAGCGUAAUUUUAAUUAACAUUUUAAUUAACGACAACUUCCGUUGAUUUUAUAAGCUGUGAUAUAUAAAAGAAAAUCAAAGAUUCAAACCAUUACUUAAUUAUAGCAUAUUAAACAACUGAAAUCAUUUCCAGUGACUAAUUAACUCUGCCAAUGACGGCGACAUAUCACACGGCAAUCGGUAAUCUGCUCUAGCUCCGUCAAAUAUUAUAACUAUAAUAGACUAUAUCUAUCAAAUUGUCCCCAUCAUACUUGGUAACCCCCCUUCUGGCAAUGUCAGAGAUAUUGGCAUGGCAAAGCUGGUAGGUUAAGUUGCAAUCUGCACUUCUCUGGCAGAUAUUCCACUAGAAUAAAAAGUGUCCGUAUAUUUAUUUAAUCAGUGGACGAAAUAUACGGUAAAUAACUAAUACCCAAAAAAUUAUAGUCCAAGAACAAUUUGUGGAUGUGGAAAGUCGUCUCGAGUUCAACAGUGGACAAAUUUGUUUUAGUGGACGAAUUGUCUGUGGACAAAACGAAUCAUCUGCAUCCCUCCAAAGUUUGCGAUUAAUAAAGCCACUUUAUUGACUGAAAUUGUAUAUAUAUAUUUAGAUAUCUGUUCUUGUUUAAUUUAGGGCAGGCAUUGAAUUUGGGAAUUUUGAAUUAGGAAUCUGCUGGAAUCGAAAAAUGAAGUGUGGUAGUAUAGAUAUCUUUGGAUUCCAUCUCAUAAUUUUAUGUUUCUGACCCCAAAAUAAGAGAUUCAUGGAGGUGUGUUCAUUUUGCUGCUUAUAUGCAUGAUACUCACAUUUUGAGGGUGUUUUGGCACUUCCAUGUUAGUAUAAUAUAUUACAUGUAUAAAUAUAUACUGUAUAUACAUGUGUAUUGUUAAAAUAGAUGAUUUAUGAGAAAAACUUUUAACUUUUGGUUAGGAUCUUCACAUUGUUUUUAUUUUUGUGAAAUAUCUUUACAUUGUACAUGUAUUUGUUUUUGUUUGAUACGUUCACAUUAUACAUUGAUUUCCUGUUGUUUUCACAUUGCACAUGUAUUUUUUAUGAUAUAUCUUCACAUUUUACAUGUAUUUGUUUCUGUUAUAUGCCUUCACAUUGUACAUCUUGUUAUUUUUGUUAAAUGUCUUCGCACUGUAUGCUUUUGUGAAGUCUUCAUAGUGAAUUUAUUUUUAUUAUCCCUUCCAAUUUUGUUUUAGUUUGCUGUAUUAACUUGUUUUUCAAUCUGCUAGUUGCCCUCCACACCACUCCUCCCAACUAUAUUAAUAUCCAAAACAAACUGUACAAGGCUUGAAAUUGUAUUAUAGAAAACCAACAAACGGUACGGUGGGAUAUGAAAGUAUCAUAAAGUUCAAUAUUUAAACAUCACAAUGCACUUCGUGAUACAUGCAAAAGUGUUUGUAAGGUGGUUUUUAAAUUUGGUUCUCUUCCAUUAGCAACAAUAUUUAUCAAAUUAACAUUUUAUGAAUGUAAAGUUUCUUUUGGACGUCGGUGUAUAUUAACUAGCCACAUUGAUGCAUAUUCAGUAGCUUCAUUUGUAGCCAGUUAGUUUUUUUGUGUGUGUUUUUUGUGCAGUUUUGAAAAGCUUGAUAUUUUGAAUCUUCUUAACUUGCUAGAUGGAACAUCAAGCUUUGACAAAUGUUGACAAAUGUUGACAAUCUCAAACCCAGUAGUUCCAAGCCAUGUUUACACAGGAAUAUGGCAGAUCUUUAUGGGCUGAUGGACUGAAAGGGACCUGAGCUUUACCUUUUAAUCAGUUUUAUUUUUUUCAGUUUGAUGGACAAAAUUUCACCAUCAUUUGAAAUACCAAAGAUUUCUAUAAAUUGUGAAAAAUAAAAAGGGGCUGUUCAAAUAUUUUUUGUCAAAAUUAGACAACCAUCCACCCCCUUGUAAUGCCCCGUAACGCUAGACCAUACACCCCCCAAAAUAUUACAUAACACUCGGAGAUACCCUCCCCCCCCCCCCCCCCCCCAACACACAGACAAAGCAACGUGGCAAUGUUUAUUUAUACCCAUGUGUACUACGAUGAUGUCAUUAAAGUGACGUAUUGCUGUACGAUGGGAAAAAAAACCCGCGGGUUUUCAUCAUGGUUUGACAAAGACAAAUUUUGGGUUUUAAUUUACCUCUAAAAACCUACAUUAUAUAUUGUUGUCAUGGCAUGGCACGUUUAAGAGAAAACAAAAUUGUGUUACGUAAUGCUGUUCAAUACACCCCCCACCCCUUGUAACACUUGGACUUACACCCCCACCCCCAAGCAUUACGUAAUAUUUGAAUGGCCCCAAAAUAAUGUGACAUUAAUUUUGUUCCAAAGCUUUAACAUUAUUCUUUGAUUUGAACAUUUUAUUAUUUUUAUUUUUAUUAUUUUUAUUAUUCUUUAUUAUUUUAUGUAGAUUCAUAUUUAGGACAACAAUGUAAGAUGUUAAGUUUAAAUACAUGUAAAUAUGAUAAUUAUUGAGGGUUUUGCAAACUAACCAAAUGUUUGGCAAAUUUGUUUUUUGUUAAUUAAAUUGAUAUUUGGGAUUCCACAGUAAUAAGCGCAAUUUAAGUACAUGUGCAUAUGACAAUUGUGCCUGUAGAUUUUAUAGCAGACAGCUUGUAAUCAAAUAAUAAUAUAUUUAAGCUUUUUUGCCCAUUGUGUUCAUGAUGGGGAUAAUUUUUGUCAGUUAUCUCCCCCUUUCGAAUGUCCAGUCUUGUGAUGCCAUGUUCCAUUGAGCCUAGAUCAUACGAUGCGACUCAACUGGACUGUCACAUUGUGUCUUGAGCCACAACUGGUUGACACCAUACGACAGCCGUUGACUGCAACCGAACAUCUUCGGUUGUGUCAAAUGCUGUCGGGCAGACUAAAAAUCAGUAUGCUGUGUUGUAACUUUUAUUUAUUCCAAACGAUUUACAUUGAAUUCCACAAGUUAUAAAGUAACAUCAUUUGUAACAUACCGUAAUAUUUUACUUCCUGCUUUACUGGUAGUGGGCAUUUAUAAUGGGGUGACAAAACAAAUAGUAAAUUAGCACAUAACCCAUUAGUUGUUAAUCUGGAGCACAUGACCAAAAAUUCACACAAAGCGUGAAUAGCACCUGGAAUUGACAGAACACCUCUGUCUUACUAUUCCUUUCAAUAUUUCAAUCAUUUUAUGACAUUUUCAUAACCAGAAUUCAAUUAUAUGCAAUUAUUCAUUUGGUGCACAUGGACAUUUUCCAGUAGUAUAUUACAUAUAUACUGAAGGUUUUAGGCUAUUUGAGUAAUCAUAAUAUUAAUAAAGUAGAUGAAGUAGAUGAAAUAUUAAACUGAACUGAUCUACAGACUGCUGAUGUUAUGUUAUAUUAGGACUUUUAAAAAAAAUUUUUAUCACAGAUGUUAUUUGUAAACAAUGAGUAACUUUUAACCAGGAAAAAAGCUUUGUAUGCAGUGUAAAACCAAAACCAAAAAUAUUACAUAAAGAGAAAUGUUGAAAAUAUCUACUUACUGACUUAAUCAAUGUGAUUGCCUAUAGAUGUGCCUGCAUAAUAAUCAAACAAAUAUGUGUUCACCAAAGGAUACAAUGCAAUUAUGUAGACUGUUAAUUUCAGUAGAUGUAAGUAACCUAAGGGCCAAUAGACUUUUUGUUGAUUCUUUACUAAUAACAUAUUAAAUUAACAAGUUUUGAUCACAUAUGUAUUCUAUACACUGUUUCAAUAAAAUGUGACAUGUAAUGUGUGUAAAAAUUGUGCAAACAGGAUGGCUUUUUUUUUUUUUUUUGGUGCGUUUAAUUUUUCAUUACUGAAAUGGCAUUUCAUUAGGAUACAUUACACACUGGUUCAUACCAAUACUUGUAAUUUUGUUUGUCCUGAAGUGUUGUUUAAACCAUUAAGAUUAACAUGUCACAACAUUGACAUCUAAUACUAGGCUCAGGCUGUCCACGGUCGUUACAAAGUUGGCCGACUGACGGUUGUGUUGUAAUUUCCCCAACUCUCGACUUAGACAGGAGCGCUCAGAUUAACAACUAAUUGGUUACCCAGUAUAUAACGAGAAUCGAGUUGUAUGAGUGCUCGCUCGGACUAGCAACUGGACAGUUGUAGAAGUCGUAAGAGCAGAAAGUAGACCAACUUUGUGCUGGGAGUUUGUAUUAUGAGACUAGCAAUAUAAUAGAAAUAGCUGUAAGGUGGUUGGUUUUUUAAUUUUUUUAAUGAAAAAUGCUGAAAAAGUCUACUGGCCCCAAUUUGUUUUGCCGAGUACGUUUGGGUUUUAAUUUUUUUUUUUAUCUUUUGAUCAUAUUCAUAUAAUAUACUUUUGUUUGACACCCAAUAGCUGAUGUGUAUUUUUGUAUUGGGAUGUGUCAUUAAACAAUCAAUCAUUCAUUGGUACAUAGUUUUGAACAAGGUUCGAAGGCUUUCUAUGCUCAACUGUUGGAAACAAGGGGAGAUAAACCUCACUUAUUAUCCCCAUAGUGAUGUAUUGUUUUGUGUACUUGUCUUGGUGAAGGCUUUAUAUAAUUUGUGUAGUUUUAAAAUUAUAUUAUGUAACAUUUUGCAAACCAAAUGUUUUUCUCAAUCUUUUGAGACUUGCACAAAACUAACAAUCAUAUUAAAAAAGAUAUAUAUUUUAUAGAUGAAACUGUUUUUAUUGUUUUAUUGAGAUUUGUUUUAUUGGACUGAUUGUGUGGAAAAUAAUGUGCAACUUGUAUACAAUUACUUAGUAUGUUUUUAUAAAUGGGUGUGGGUGAUUCGCUUGCAUUAUACUGUAGACAUACAUGUAUAUAAAACUUUGAAUACCAUUUAAUUUUAGUGUUUAUUUAAAAGGAUUCUAAAUUUUAAAUUCAUUCCUGUAGGGUAAAAAGAUUAUUAUAAAAUUAUUGUCCAAUUACAAGUACAUACAUAGGUUGUUAAAAAACCCCACAAAAAUCUCCCCACCAAAACCAUAAACACAAUUUUUCAUUUUUUGUUUGUUUACAAUAUUUAUUUUUGUUGCUACAAAAAAACAUUAGUGAUGUCAAUAUUAUUUUUAUUACAAUUAUUUUACUUAACACAUAAUACUGGAUCAAGAAUUUGUAAGAGUUUAAUUGCCUUACUUCAGUAGUAGAUCUAUAAAUAAUACAUAUAUUUUACAAAUAAACACUUAUGAAUCAAGAAUGUUCAACAGUUUGUUUAAUUGCCUUACGUCAGUAAUAGAUAAAAUAAUUAUACCGGUGUUGUAUACAUGUAUUUUACAGAUGAACACUUGUGUUAACGGGUAAAUAAAGUUCCACCUGUA